AUGCGUCCUUCCACAGCUUUACUGACGCUCUGCUGUCUCGUCUCUCUCAUUGUGGCAUCACCUCUAGAUGCCUACCAAAGAAAUACCAUCAGUAUCCCGCUGAGUAGAAUAUCCGGAGAUACAACCAUAACAGAUGUUGCAUCGCCGGCCUUACUGGCAUGCCCGGGAUUGGAGGUACGUGCUAUAAAUGAAUACAACACAAAAGUAUGCUCAAGUAUCGAGGAAGAACAUUGGAUUAUUGGCGAUGUAUUUUUGCAAAACGUGUACACGAUCUUUGAUGUCGGUAACACUGAGGUCGGUUUCGCGAACCUGAAAUUGUGA
Suillus fuscotomentosus is the source of this 321-nucleotide messenger RNA. RefSeq lists its product as uncharacterized. The transcript has a single exon. NCBI's taxonomy places the organism in Eukaryota, Fungi, Basidiomycota, Agaricomycetes, Boletales, Suillaceae. The record is from RefSeq and is a predicted model, not a curated record. The coding region runs from base 1 to 321 and encodes 106 amino acids.